Molecule: messenger RNA, 594 nt
Organism: Rhizophagus irregularis DAOM 181602=DAOM 197198
Lineage: Eukaryota; Fungi; Glomeromycota; Glomeromycetes; Glomerales; Glomeraceae
Source: RefSeq, a predicted model, not a curated record
AUGACUCGCAAACGUAACCAACAAACUAAUGGAGGACAUAAUAGAGGUUAUACCGAAAUCAUUAGUCCUUCUAUGAAAUCUACAAGAGGUAGAAAUUGGAAUAGAAAUCUGACAAAUAGUUCUAGUAUUAUAUUGGACACUUCAAUUGCUUCAGAUCCCGAUGAAGCUGCAAGACGCGCAAGGCGCGCUCAACGUUUUGGUGAAUUUUUAGAACCUCAACAAUUGGUUGAGACUAAGUUUGAUGCAAAAAUUGGUGGUGAUAUUAAAAAGCCUCCAAUUCGUAAUGAGGUAAAAUCUGUUACCUCCACACCAAAAAAAUCUGAUGAAGACCCAUUUUACACAAUGGAAGAUGUAGAAUGGUUUUUGGGAGCGUUAUGUUAUGCUUUGAGAGUGUCAAAUCUUAUUUCAAAUUCUCCCACAAUUCCUGGUCAAAGAAAACGAGCUCAAGAUUUUUUUAUUGAUAGUUCACCGCCUGUUUGUUUGUUAGAUUUGAGAUAUGGAAAAAAUUUGGAAUCUGUAGAUGAUAAUUUAGAUUCAGUAGAUAAAGAAGUCAAUAACCUAAGUUCAUUAAUUAGUGAUAUAAGUUUAAAUUAA